Molecule: messenger RNA, 285 nt
Organism: Monoraphidium neglectum
Lineage: Eukaryota; Viridiplantae; Chlorophyta; Chlorophyceae; Sphaeropleales; Selenastraceae
Exons: 1
Coding region: 1-285 (94 amino acids)
Source: RefSeq, a predicted model, not a curated record
AUGAAAGCGGAGGCGGACGCCCGCGACGCGUCGCGCGAGGGCGGCGGCGAGCCGCCGUCGCAUAGCGGCGGCGGCGGCGGCAGCGAGGGCAGCGGCGGCGGCGGCAGCGGCGGCGUCUCACCCGAGAGCGAGGCACGCCCGGCGGCAGAUGCGGCGGCAGGAGUGGCGGUGGAGGCGCAGGUGCGGGAAGAGGCUGCGCAGGAGAUUCUGGAGGAGCGGGCUCUCCAUCACCACCAUCACCAGCCCCACGAACCCGCCGAGCAGCAGGCACAGCCUGGCAGCUGA